UCUGAUCCAUUUCUUUUAACUGUGUGGAAAAAGAUACAGCGGCUUAGAUGAACAAUCAAGCUUAGUCUUUUAUUAGCCUGGGUGUACGGACGGGUAGUAAUCAGGAAAAUUGGACGACUUUUAUGGGCUUUCUUUUGUUUUCCUUUUAUAGUUUAUAAAAGUUUUUUUUGGGGUGUGUGAAUAUGGAGAGCAAAGAGUCGAAUUUUAGUAAGGAGAGUAAAGGAGGAAUGGGAGAUGGGUUUACAGACAGGAGCAAAGUGAGGAUUUUGCUAUGUGAUAAUGAUACCAAGAGUUGUGAAGAGGUUUUUUUUCUUCUUUUGAGAUGUUCUUAUCAGGUGAUUUCAGUAAGGUCUGCUAGACAAGUUAUUGAUGCAUUGAAUGCCGAGGGAGCUGAAAUUGAUAUCAUACUUGCUGAAGUUGACCUCCCAAUGUCAAAAGGAAUGAAGUUGUUGAAGUAUAUUAUGCGGAAUAAAGAACUGCGUCGGAUUCCUGUUAUUAUGAUGUCGGCCCAGGAUGAGGUCUCUAUUGUUGUUAAGUGUUUAAGGCUUGGUGCUGCUGAUUAUCUUGUCAAGCCAUUACGAACCAAUGAAUUGUUGAAUUUGUGGACACAUAUGUGGAGAAGGCGGCGCGAGCUUGGUCUGGCAGAAAGGAACAUCUUGAACUAUGACUUUGAUCUGGUGGCAUCAGAUCCUAGUGAUGCUAAUACAAACAGUACCACUCUGUUCUCGGAUGACACAGCUGACAGGUCCCGGAAGAGCACCAAUCCAGAGAUGGGAGGUCCUAUCCACCAGGAAGAAGAGUUCGCUGCUGCUACUGUGGAGCCUCCACAGAAUGAUUCAUCUGAAUGUCGUCCUGGUGUUCCAGGAAUAAGUGAUCGGAGAACAGGGCAACUUGCAUGUGGUCCAAAGAAGAGUGAGCUAAAGAUUGGUGAGUCGUCAGCCUUCUUUAUUUAUGUAAAGUCACCUGCAGUAAAAAGCAGCUCUCAAGCGGCCAUCCUUAAUGGCGAAAAUGCUGCUCAGAAUAAGAUCUUUGGAGCGAAUCUUCCACAAUCCGGUCAACAAGUGGUUAAUGGUACCCAAGUACACGAGAACGGUGAAGCAUGGGAAAACUGUUCACAAGGCGAUGACUUUCGAAGCAGCAGCAGUGUUCCGGAUUCACUUUCCUUAGAAAGGUCUGCAUCAAUUGAGUUCUCACAACAAAAGAGUUUUAGGGAAGACAAGUUUCUUCAGGAACUUGUGCCACCAAGAAAUGAACCUCGACAUGAUGUAUCUGGUCUACCAACACAAAAUGCUUAUUCAUACUAUAUGUCGGGAGCUAUGAAUCAAGUUAUGAUGUCACAAUCGGCCCAAUUGUUUCAGAACAGCCUCCUUGAACUUCAAAAUCACGCAAGUUUCGGUGUGCUACCUCAAUAUAAUCACCUUCAACAUUGUCAUUCCCAUCCACAUGCUAGUGGGAUGGCACCGUUUCCGUACUAUCCGGUUAACAUGUGCAUGCAACCUGGUCCGGUGCCGACAGGUCACUCGUGGCCAUCAGUGGGAAACUCAUCUUCCAGUGAAGUGAAACCAAGUAAGGUUGACAGAAGAGAGGCAGCAUUAGUCAAAUUUAGGCAGAAAAGGAAAGAGCGCUGUUUCGAUAAGAAGAUUCGAUAUGUAAAUAGAAAAAAGCUAGCCGAGAGCAGGCCGCGAUUGAGGGGGCAGUUUGUGAGGAAAUCUAAUGGUAUAACUGUUGAUCUUAAUGGGGAACCUGCUUGUGCUGAUUACGACGAGGAUGAAGAAGACAAUGAGGAGGUAUUGAGGGAGUCUUCUCCGGAAGAUGAUACGUUAUGAUUGUUGAUAUUCACUUUAUAUUCAUGGAGCAUCUUCUUUAUUUUAUUUUAUUAUAUUUGUGUACCUCUGUGGAAGAAGGAGAAGUAGUGUUCCAUUGAAAGAAGUCCUUACCGAAGAAGAGCAAGGACCACAGAUCAGAGCAAAUGUUCUUGCUUCGGAACCAGGUGAAAAGCGGCCGGAUCAAAGCGUUGGACGUGCUUCCUUCGGAACCAGUGCCCUGUGGAGUGCAUGUAAAUGGAGAUCAAACAUAGUAGUUGUAUUGUUUUCCAUGGUUCAAAUUUAAACAAUUAAAGUAUUG
Molecule: messenger RNA, 2124 nt
Organism: Hibiscus syriacus
Lineage: Eukaryota; Viridiplantae; Streptophyta; Magnoliopsida; Malvales; Malvaceae
Product: two-component response regulator-like APRR1
Exons: 6
Coding region: 183-1826 (547 amino acids)
Biological process (GO): cytokinin-activated signaling pathway; phosphorelay signal transduction system
Molecular function (GO): protein binding
Source: RefSeq, a predicted model, not a curated record